UGGCCUCCGGUGUAAUUAGUUGUUCUAUUAAGUCGGCGUCCCCAAAAUUUUAUCUUUAUAUCCUCCUCCGGAGACUAACAUCGGCCUCCUUUCUCCAUCCGGCGAAGCUCAAUCGAUCGUCUUCAACAGUUUCUCCAUUUUGUCGUAAAACAUGAUGCCUUCGCUGAGCACAAAUGCUUCUAUGGCGACACCUUCUAUGUGCCCUUUUGGGAAUACAAAGAUUCAAAGUAGGAGCUUCCAACUGACUAGGCAUGGUCUGGCGGUGCCGUACAGCCAGCCUAAAGUCGCACAUACUAUUUCUUACGCAUCACGAUCACCAUCGAGAAGUUUGAUAUGUGCUGCUGCACUCAAUGCAAGAUGUGCAGAAGGGCAGACCCAAACAGUGACACGCCAAUCAUCAACAAUCACUAUUGCCCCAACGCAAGGUAAGGAGAAGUCACCGGAGCUUGACGAUGGAGGGACAGGGUUACCUCCGAGGGAUGAUGAUGGUGGCGGCGGCGGAGGCGGCGGAGGAGGCGGGCCUAACUGGUCUGGGGGUUUCUUUUUCUUUGGUUUUCUUGCUUUCUUGGGAUUACUCAAGGAUCAAGAGAGUGAAGGACCUUAUCGAGAUAAUAGAAGAAGAUAGAGCUUGCCCAAUUAUCUACAGGAUGCUUCAUGUUGUCUUUUAAGAUUGAAGUAUUAAAAUUGUUCUACUCAUUAAUACAUACAAGAUUUUCUAUGCCAA
Molecule: messenger RNA, 724 nt
Organism: Asparagus officinalis (garden asparagus)
Lineage: Eukaryota; Viridiplantae; Streptophyta; Magnoliopsida; Asparagales; Asparagaceae
Exons: 5
Coding region: 152-625 (157 amino acids)
Biological process (GO): thylakoid membrane organization; chloroplast organization
Cellular component (GO): chloroplast
Source: RefSeq, a predicted model, not a curated record